UUCUAUACACGUCAGAAUAUUUUAUUUAAAAUAAUGGAGUCACAUCUUAUUUGUGAGCCCCAUGAUAACAAUUUGAUGCGAGUUUUGCGUCUUAUUCUAAACAAACAGGAGGAUCCAUUUCUUCCAUCUGAGUAUUUAAACGAGAUGAAAAUGAGUUUGGAAGAACGUCUUGAAAGUCUUUCUAAGAAUCGCAAAAACCGGGUUUUGCCCCAACCAAGUCCCUUUCUUGCAACUCCCGACCUGAUUGUUUUCCAAAAUUUCCAACUCGGGAAGUGCCACAGUGCCACUUUGACCCUUCAAAACAAAGAACAAUCUUCCAGAUGCGUCCAGAUUAGUUUUGAACCUACAAUACAUUUCAAACUUUCCCACCCUUCGAAAGUCGUUUGGACCAAAAUAGCCCCCGGUAUGACCUACCAAUUAACAAUUUCUUUCACUUCUGAUGAAUUCAAAGACUACAAACAUGAAAUUACUUUUAUAACAGAAGAAGCACAAUUCACAAUUCCAAUUUUCGCGUUUCGUCCGAGACAUUUAAUCGAUUUUCCUGACGUGAUUAGACUACCAGAUGUUCCCAUAAAUGUGACUAGUGAAAAAAACCUAGUCUUGCAUAAUAGUGGCUUUGAGGGGGGCACUUUUAAUUUAAUUCCAAGCGAGGGUUGUUAUAUGUGCCCCACAAAGGCCUGUCUAGCCCCCGAUGAGAGAAUUUUUGUUAAAAUCAAGCAAAAAACUCGGAUUCAGGGAGUUGAAAAGGGGGAGGUUCUUGUGAAAUUUGACGAUGAUGUGGUGUUGAAAAUCGGAGUUGAAUGCAAUGCGGUUUUGUCAACGAUUGUCUUUGAGAAUAAUUCGAUUAACUUUGAGGAUACAUUUGUGGGACUGCAGCGAUUCGUUAUGGUACCAUUGGAGUACCACGCGAUCGGUUUGGGAUUUUUCAAGUGGAAAAAAUACAAGAAUUGUGAUUUAGAAAAGGAACGAUUGACACAACUGAAAUAUGUUUUCGAGCAAGUCCGGGACUGCGAAACUCACAAAAAUAUGCCACUAACACGGAAAAAUGUCAUAGAUGAUGAAGGACAUGCGUUGGUCUAUAAUCGGAUUUUAAGCGAUGAAAUCGAUGAAGUCCAAGAGGAGGAAUUUUUGUACCAAAGUUCAAAUUUCUCGAUUAUUCCACCGAGCGGUGAGUUGGGGUUGAAUGGUGUCGUAGAUUUCACCAUAAUUUUCUCCCCUACUCGAUGCGAGACUUUCGAAGACUUGGCCUAUUUGGAAAUCUCCGGAAGCGAAGAAAGGAUUGAAUUGAAAUUGCAAGGGACGGGUUUGGGGCCCGAAUUCAGACUGAAUGUGGCUCAUCUCGAAGCAAAUAAUAUUUUUUUGCGUUCUAUCCACGACUAUGAAAUAAUCGUCGCAAAUACGGGCCACAUUCCAGGCUCCCUCAGUUACAUUGACAAAAAACUGGAAUUCGGGGGCAAAAUAAAAUGUAAUCCGGACACUCUCCACGUCAACCCGGACCACUACGCCGCUUUCACCGUCUCUUUCAGUCCAGGAGAAGAAGGAAAAUUCAUCGAAAAAGUCGAAUUCCGCAUUAAUGAGUCCCAAGAAACCAUUCACUUCAUUAUGACAGGCAACGUUGUGGCCCCCCUUUUAAGCCUAGACCUUGACGAAAUAGAUUUCGGGGUAGUGGCCCUGGGUUACAGAAAAUCAAUUGAGGUGGUCCUCCGGAACACAUCACCGGUACCAAUUCAGUACCACAUUGAAGUCAGUGGUGAUGGGUACCAAGCACCCAUAGAUUGUGUCUCCUAUCUGCAGGAAUCCGUAUUUCCACUCUACCCUCAAGAGUUUCAAUUCCAACCCUUUGAUAGUGUAGUGGAACCAAAUUCGAGCGUCGUCGGAAUAUUGACUCUUUUGCCAAACACAAGGAGACAACUCAAAACCGAAUUCGUUGUCCACAUGUGGGGCUCGAAGAAUUACUGUAUUUCGGUGCCCCUAAAAUAUGAUUGUCGGGUGGCCGAUGUUGUGUGUGUGCCCCCAAAAGUCGAUAUAAAGUUUUGCUUUAUUAAUUACAUCUACGACAGAAUUGUAACACUCAAAAAUAAAAGUGAUUUGCCUUGUCAUUUCAGAUUAAUACCGAGUGGAGUUGACGGAAUUAAUUUGUUGUACAUGAAGAACCAAACUGUGUGUUUUCAGAAAGAUGAAGGAUUGAUUGUUGAAGUUACAAUAUCCAAAAACUACAUUCCGCCUUUGGGCGAAGUCAAGAUCAAGUUGAAGAUACAAACUCCCCUUCUAGGGACACAAGAAAUUCCUUUAUUUUUUAACAUAUUUGGCAAAGGGCCGGUUCGCUUAUGUAAAAUUAUUUGUAACGGACAAGGACCAGCGAUUUGUUUUAUUCCCCCAAGUCUCAAUUUUGGAAAAGUCACACUGCUUGAAACAGUAACUAAAGAAAUCGAAAUUGUGAAUGAUACUCCAAUUGUAGCAAUGAUCAAUUUUUCUUUUUCGGGACACAACGCUUUUAGUUUGAAAGAGGAAGUCAAAGUGAUUCGUCCCAACAGCAAGGAAAUUUUCGAAAUUUCAGUCUACUUGAAAAACCCGGGAAAACACUCGCAAGAACUGAUCGCUGAAGUGGUCAACGGGCAAGAAAUGACCGUCGAAUUGUCCGCUUUCGGCGAAGGCACCAGUAUUAGUUGUUCCCCGAAACUAGAACCCAAACUCGACUUGGGAACCCUACUCACCCACAAAAAGUUCUCCUUUCCCAUUGUUUUACGAAACGAAGGUUCCCGCUGGCACAAAUUGUGGUUUUCGAGGAGCGACGACUUGAAAGUUGUGAAGCAAAGCACAAACUCAUCCGCGGGUUUCAGUUCAUGGUUUAAAAUCACACCCAAUUAUUUUCAUCUCAUGACAAACGAGUUUGUGGAAAUCAAGAUUACGGGAUCGAGAAAAGAACAAGGAUAUGUUUGUGAACAUUUUUAUUGUCAUGCUGUUAUCGAAAAGUCGCAUACUAAACAUGUCAUCUUCUCGUUUGACGUUACUGCGAAGUUUGUCGAUCCGAAUGUGAUGCUCAGCAAGUCUGAGCUUAAUUUUAGUCUGGAUGUGACGUCGGAUCGGGUUAUUUGUAAUUUGCGAGACAAAAUCCGAAUCAGCAACGAAUCUGGUUUAACCCUAGACAUAGAUCUUGUGCUCCCACCCCCAUUUUACAUCGUUAUGGAUGACAAAGCAAUCGGGCAUUUAUACCUAAAAUUGAAUCAUUUAUCAUAUAGAAACGUUUUCGUCGAGUUUCAACCACCACCCCACCCCAAACGAUGCAUGAGUUGGAGUGAUUAUUUCUUUAUAAAUUAUCGAGACCACCCCAAAGUGGAAAAAAUCCCAGUCCGUGGAGUCACCAACUAUCCCACAUUAUCAAUAAACCCCAGAAAUGUCGAUUUUGGAUGCGUUCCACUUGGCUCCUCAACGUAUCGUGCAGUAGUCCUAAAAAACACCAGUCCGCUUCCAGUCAUCUUCAAAUGGGUCUUCCUUGAAGAUAUUUACGAACGAAAAUUCGAAAAUUCAAAGAUGCCUUCAACCCCGGAAAUUUCCCGACUUCACAUCUCAAAAAGUGACAAUCCGCCCUCGACCAAACCAAGUGAAGAGUCGCAAGAAAGUACCGAUUCGUGUUUCAUCGAGAGUAAACUCCGGGAUAUGCUUUGUUCGCUCUUGGAAGACCUUCCGGAAGACGAAUCAAAAAAAUCAUUUCUCCGGUUUCUACUCCAGACCAAGUCCCAGUCCAAAUUUUCGCGACUUUUCAGCAUCAUACCCCACGAAGGGUGCCUCGAUCCGGACGAAUUCAUCAUAAUCUACUUCCGGUUCACACCGGAGGACAAUAGUGAGGUCAGCGCCACGGUGCAUUGCCACAUUGUAGGAGGCGCGAACGAACCAGUACUACUAACCGGAAAAUCCAAACAAAUUUCCUAUUUCUUAAAAGACAAUUUAGUUGACUUAGGAAAAUUGUAUUUCUAUGAAGCAGGAGAGAACGAGGCGAGUUUGGUCAACGACGGCGAAGGAACGUUUACUUUUGCGGUUUCGGGUGCCACUUUACCGUCCGGCUGGUUGACCAUCGAACCAGAAAGUGCCUCCAUAUCGCCUGGCGAGACAUUUCCGCUCACUUUGAAGUGUUUUCCGGGGACCGUAGGCCGCUUUGAGACCAGUUUUAAUGUCCAAGCAGACUAUCUAGAGCCGGCGAGUGUGACAGUUUAUGGGUUUGGGGUUUACCCCCAAAUUUAUUUCACUCUGCCCCGACCGGAUUUAGACAAAAUCGACCCGUAUAUCACGUAUUCGGCCAUCGCUGAAUUAGAAAAUGCGAGUCAUAAGUGUGAAUGUGCUGAUGAUUAUUUACCAGAAGCCGAUAGAAAUAUCCUAGAAGACGAAGGGUGGGUCAUUAUCUCCCUUGUCGAUGAUUUUUUCCCUUGUACCAUGGAAAUCGAGCUUUCCAUCGAACGCAUCUGGGCCAAAUACCAUCUCCUAGAUGACCAAAGCAGUAUUCUCGGGAAACUCGUCGCAGGUGAAAAAUUUUGGCCUAUUCCGAAUUUCAUUGUUUGUUCCUAUAUUUACGAUAUGGGGUGUGUGAAAAUCAACACGAAAUCGUUCUAUUCUUUGUGUUAUGUUAAUUACGGUCCUGGAAGAACGGUCUUAAGGACACAGCCUUCGGCAACGUUUGCUAAACACGGGUUUGACUCGCAUUUUGUCAAACAUGUGAUUGAGAAAAAUCGAAUUUCGGAAAUACACUUUUCUUUCAAUCCCACUGUUGAAAAGUAUCCCGAGUUGAAUACGAAAGUGACUGAAUUUAUUUACGUUGAUUUGAGAAACGGACCCCGAAUUCCCCUCCAAUUAGAAGUUUUGGUUGCAACCCCAACUGUUGAAGUGUCAGACGAUGAAGUUGAUUUUGGGUCAAUCAGAUGUGGGGAUUGUUACCGAAAAACAAUCAACAUAAUCAACAAUGGUUAUCUCACUAGUAACUGGACGGCAGUGAUUGAAGAAACGAUCAAAAAAACGAAAACUUCUUUCUUCCUUUUGGUACAAGGAGGGUCACUCGAACCUGGAGAAAAAUUCUAUCUCCGGAUUUACUUCGAACCGCAUUAUGAUGAAUUUAUAAACGCGGAACUCAAAAUCACGGUCGAUGGAAAUUUUAGAGAAACUUUGGUUCAAUUAAAAGGAAUCGGAAUGGAACCAUACUUGGAGAUUUUUGAAGAAAAAAUCAUCUUCGAUCCAAAUAUCCCUUACUCGAAUGACAACCACAAAUAUGUGACUGUGAAAAAUUCGUCCAAAUUUCCGGUAGAAUUCUUCUUCCCGGAUUUUGAUACAAAAAUUUUACAGGAGGAGGCCCUAGUCCGGUCCUUCAUCAUUAGCAAUGGGAUGAGUAAAGUCUAUUUCGACUUUCGAGCCCCUGGGGAAGCCUUGCCCGCCAUGUUUGGGGCCAAUUACGAUUUACUACACGAACCCGAAAUUAAGCUACCAAAAGAAAAAAAUUCGGGGAGAAAAAAAAGCAGAACUCGCGCUUCAUCCGAAUCCUGGGAAACUUCACCAAAAACUGAAAAGCCGCCUCAGGAAAAAGACAGUUCGGUCACAAAUAAUGUCUCCAAAAAAACAAAGCGAGAAAGUCGCCUUCAAAAACAGGAUUUGUGCGAACCUAAAAUCGUCGCAGAUCGGGAACAAACACACGAGGAUCCUUCUGCAAAAGGAUUUUUGAUUGUAUUCCAUGGAGCUCCACUUUCAAACUAUGUCAGAACGGCUCAUGAGACUGGUAAAAGUUUACAACUACCGGUUUAUACACUCGAUCGACUUAUAAUUGAAAGUCUUGUUUCUAAUACUUCAGAAGCUGCAAAGCAAGUCAAUGAAAUGAUUAACGAAGCUUUCGUUGAUGUUGCAGAAGAUGAAGAGCUUGAGAGUCCUCUAAAUGAAGACGGCUAUGAUUUUAUUUCGAGGAAAGUCUCAAUUUUGUUAGAAGGGCGAAAGAAAAGAAAGAAACCGAAAAAACCCAAAAAAGAAAAAAAGAAGAAAGGGUCAGCCAAAAGCUCUAAAAGUAGUAAAAAGUCGAUCAAAAGUAGUAAAAGUGUGAAAAGUUCCAAAAAGAGCAGUAAGAGUAGCAAAAGCAGGAAGUCUAAAAAAUCAUCCUCGAAAAUGUCUUCAAAAAGUGGAAGUACAAAAAGCAAAAAGAAGAAACAAAUCGUUACUGAUACUCUAUUAAAAAUUUCCGAAUUCGUAUUUUGUCAUAUUUUGGAAGAGAGUUUGGCAAAAUUUACUUCCGGAAUAAUUCUGGAAAGCUUGGCAAGUAAUUUUUUGAGAAAGACUUUAGUAGCAUUGAACUGUGUGUUGCGUAUGUCCAAAAACGUGGACGGGGUUUUUUUCGUCAUUUUUUCAUGUACUUUCAACGAAUAUUUAGAGCUGGAAGAUGAAAAAGCAGAAGAAAAGAAAGAAAAUAUUGGAAAGGUUUUGAGCCAAAUUAUAACAAGUUUGGAUGAUAUGAAUGCUGAAGAGUUUGAAAAAGUCAUGAUUGAGCAUCACGAUAUUUAUACAAAUUAUAUUAAGCAACGGAAAGAAGAAAUAAUUAAAAGACGAGAAAUGCUCAAAAAAAGAAAGUUGACCAGGCUGGAAUCUCAAAAUAGUAAAAUUAUGGGCGACGAGAAAAAUAAAAAAUCUAAAACGCAAAUUAAGGAAAUUAAAAAAAAGACUGGUAGUAAGAAAGGAUCAAGUAAAGGUUCGAGUAAAUCAGGCAAGACAAAAAAAUCAGCCAAAUCUUCUGAAAAGUCGAAAAUUUCUAUAAAAUCAAAGAAAAGUAAAAGCUCAUCAAAGAAAAGUAAAACUUCUUCUAAGAAAUCUCGAAAAUCUGGAAAAUCCUCCCGGAAAUCGUCCAAAGAACGCAAAAAGAGAAAGCUCACAAAAGAACAAAUGGAAAUUAAAGCCAUCCUUGACACCUUUGAAAACACGUUAUCCGAAAUUUUGCAUACUUUGGAGUUUUGGGAUGUAAAAAACGGUAAUGUAGUCAAACCAUUCACAAAAGUGGAAAAACAAACAAAGAAUAAGAAAAACAAAAGGAGUAGCAAAAAUUCAGCUCGAAGUUUACUAACUUCAGGAAGUUCACCACGAAGCAGUUUUAGUAAAAUAUCAAGCGAUGAUAUUGGUAUCCCCUGUUGGUUAAUAAACCGAGUUUUGCACGAUUCGAAAUUCGAAGACUUUGUACCGAUUUAUAUGAGAACGACCGUAGACGAAGAAGCGGCCCAUGAGAAGCAAGUGAUAUAUGAAUAUCGAGAAAAUUCCUUGAUGCAAUCGGUUUUGCCGAAACCGAAAAUACGCACGGUGCGAAAAACUGAAGUUUUUCGUAUUAUAGACUGCGAGGACAUUGUUGCCGGGGGUGAUGCUGGGUCUGAAAGUGAAAGUAAUAAGAAAUUGGGAUCUAGGGGAAGUCUUAGUAGCAAAAAACGAAAGUCGAGUAAAAUCAGAAGUUCGUUGACCAUGAACGAAAAUUCUAACGAAAAACAAGAAAUUUUCAAUCCUAGGGCGGUGCUGCAGCCCGGACAAACUAAGAAAUACCAAAUCAGUUUUCUUCCAAAAUCUGUCGGAAAUUACAAACACACAUUCGAAAUCGGGGUUGUAGGUUGGCCUGUGAAAUUUUCGAUCACCUGUAUUGCCGUGUGUGACAUUCCUCGGAUCGAUCUAGACCCGUAUUUCCUUUUCGGGAAAGUGGUCGAAUACCGAACUGAGAGAAAUAAAUACCAACAUUGCAUUUUUGUAAAGAGUACAAACACAUAUGAAUUUGGGGGAAUUUUGCUUCCGAAUGUAGCAACAAAUAGCUCUUUUGAAGCCCGUACCUUUUUCGCUUUGAAUAAUAUAAGCAGAAUUCCUGCAGACAUUCAAUUUUCAAUUCAGAACGACUCUUCGGCAUUUUUGCACAAACCCGACUCGCAUAUAAUCGAUCCGAAAGAUAGGAAAGACUUGGAAAUGAUAGCAGCCCCACUUGAGGAAAAAAUCUACGAAGACUCCCUCGUUUUAUCAAUUAAAAACAAUCCACAAAUUUCGAAAAUCGACUUGUCUUGUUUUGGCUGCGAGGUCGCAAUUGAUGUUAACCCAAAACAUGUUCUUUUUGAAAGAGUCACUCUUGAAAUUUCUUUGACUAAAAAUAUAAUCAUCACGAAUAAUACCCCAAUUGAGGUCACUUGGUAUUUUGUGAAUUGUCACAAAGUUUUAGAAAAUUUCAAAAUUAGUAAUUUCGGCGGAAAAAUUCCGCCGUUUUCGUUUCGAACUUCAACUGUUGAAUUUACAGCAAAGGAGAUGGAAGUCCAUUAUUCCAGCUUUCAAGUCAAUAUUUAUGACAAUUUGUCUCGAUUAGUUUAUUGUACUGAUGUCAUGGUCUCGGCUGAAAUAACAGCGCUUGACUUCAGUUAUGACAAUGAGCUUAAUUAUGGCGAAAUAAAAGGGGGAAAAUCCCACAAAAUCCAUUUCAAUAUCAUGAAUAAGGGUCGAUACGAAAUCCUGUGCACCUUUACGAAAAUUGUUGAGGACAAUAAAGAACAAGAAAGCGAACGGAAAUGCUUCGAGAUUCACCCUUCGGAAUGCAAACUCUUAUCAAACGUGAAAUUUGAAGCUGAGAUUAUUUUCACUCCGAAAAAGGUUAUGACUCUUGAGAAGCUUCCAGUGUUCAAAUGUUCCCUCAUCGACCCAUUUCAUCAAGUCCUUCUGAAAUCUUUUGAUAUCUACGUUUCAGCGAAAGUCUUCCUUUCGAAAUUUAUCAUGUGUCCUUAUCCAGAAAUUUAUUUCGGUUACCAAACUGUGGGCUCAGAAAGAAUACACACUUUCCAAAUUUUAAAUAAAGGCAAGUUUGAUUUUAACUACACAAUCAAAAGUUUGCACGAAAAAGGAGAUAAGAAGAAGAAAGGCAAAAAGGGGAAAAAAUCAAAAAGUGGUUCAAAAAGUACCAAAAGUUCGAAAAAGACAAAAAAAACAAAAAGUACCAAGUCGAAAAAGAGCAGCAAAAAAUCAAAGUCGAGUAAGAAAUCAAAGACGAGUAAGAAAUCAAAAUCUAGUAAGAAAUCAAAAUCUAGCAAGAAAAGUGAUAAAAAGAAAAAAGUGAAAAAAACGACUUUGAAAUUCGGGAUUUUCUCCCUGACCUCCUCCACAGGGGUCGUCGACCCGAACGACGAAGCAAUCAUUGAGGUCCACUCCAAACCAACCGAAGCCAAAGAAUACGAAGAAACCAUUUUAGUCUCUGUGAGCGAACCAUCCCCCAGCGACCGCCACGGCAAGGUGCUCAAAGUCCACGUAAUCGCUUGCGAACCCAAAAUCAAUUUCGAUGAUUUGUCGACGAUUUUCAAAGAACAAUACGUUGUGGAAAAACUUGAUGAUUUCCUACUCUCCGGAAACACCGAUAAUCGGGUGACUUUCUCCAAAUCGGAGAAAAAGCUCUACUUUAGUAAAGUGUGUGUCAAUACAACUGAGACCACAAGAAUACGAAUUCAAAAUAUAGGACACGUUUCAGCCCUUGUCACUGCCAAGUUUAACCAAUCCGGACACGUAUUUACGGUCACUCCGGGAUCGUUCUCGAUUGAUCCCUAUCAAACGGCAAAUGUUUUGAUUGUUUUUACCCCAAAUUCGCUCGAUGAACAUCGAUCAGUGCUGACAUUCGAAAGUCGCGGUUUUAACAUCGUCGAUCGAUUGGUGAUCGAAGUCGUGGGAGAGGCUUGCGUCCCGGAAGUGGCUCUCCUGGAACCGGAACCGGAUGAAACCGGAUUUUACGCGACAAAUUUCGUCCCGACUUUAGUUGGCGAAAGCUCAUACCGGAGUGUGGUUUUCAAGAAUGUUGGAAUUAUUUCGUGCAAAGCGAUAAUCGAAGUGUGCUUCGACGAUGACGAUCAAUUAAGUUUGAUACCAAAUGAGAAAACUUUACCUUACUUGAACUUGUGGGAGGCGGGAACACCGAUGAGACACACGAAUUUGGUCGAUCUGGAGUGCCAGCAAGUGGCGAAGUUUCGUCUCAAAUUCCAACCUUCAAAAGUAGGAACUUGGAAAUUGGAAGUUAAGAUUCACACAGUCAAUAAUCCGUUCGAGACAAAAACUAUUCACGUUUUUUGCGAUGGGUACUACAAAGAUGUGACUCUGGAUGGACUCAGGAGUUACUCCAGGAGCUCCUCGAUUGUGUCCUUGGAAACGGUUCCAGCUCUGGGCUACUCACUAGAAUUCGGUUAUGUGCCCCUAAACACUAUAGAAAAGAAAUGUUUCCUAAUUCGAAACAAUUCCGAUACUUGCACUUACAAGUUCGAAUUUCCGGCUUUCAGCGAAGUGAUUUUUUCACCAGCUGUGGGUCACAUAAGGCCCAAAACUAACAAACAAAUUCUAGCUGUAUUUCUCUCGAAAAAUCCCGUCGAACUUAACGAGUCAAGGAUCGAAUGCAGAGUUUACAAAAUCGAGUAUUUGGAACCUCAAACGGCCCUUUUGUCUUGGGACGACCGCCAGAAUUUGGUAGUCUGGUGUCCCGAAACGGUCCAAAGCGAUCACAUUUUCGACAACAAAAGUGAAUUAUCGGCGAGUAUUGAAAGCAAAGAAGGUUCUGUUUUGGCUACAAAUGACGAUAAUGCAAUCAGUGCAAAGAAAAUCGAAGAAAAUCCGGAACCGGAAAUUCGGGUUAUGCCAAACUCGUUCCAAAAUAUCGCACUUUUCGUCAGUGUGGUAGCAGAUUUUGCCGACUUUUUAUGCAACGCUACUGAAAUUGAAAUUUCGGAUACAUUCCUUUUGAAUAAAAAUUCGGUCGAUUUUGGGGUUGAAAAUAUCGGUAAAGUAGCCUUUAAGGUAGCUUGGGACGUGUCCAUGCAUGAUGUUCCUCGACGAAUUAACUCCGGAAGUUUCAACGAUUCUGAAGUUAAUUUUUUGCCAGCAAUAGCAAGUCGAAAACCGACACCUUUAUCCGGCAAAGAGCAUUUUAUACACGAAGAAAAAGGUCGAGCUUCCUCAGCUUCGACUUUAUUCAGUUGUGAAAGCUUGAAAUCAAAUCGGAGUGGCGACUCUUGGAACGAAUUUUAUUCUUUACCCUUCACUGUAACCCCGGAAAAAGCUACAAUUAAACCAGACUCGAAGCACACAUUUACAGUCACUUUUGCCCCCCUUGAUGUUUUCGAUUAUGUCAUCCAGUUGAAAAGCUGCAUAGAAAAUAAAGAACCAAAAGCUAAAGAAAUUGAAAUCGAGGUCAAAGCUCGGAGUAUCCUCCCUGUCUAUUGCUUUGAAAUGGAAGAAAGCAAUUAUAUUGAAGAGAAACGCAGGGGGAAGAAAAUGUGCAAUGAUCUCCUCGAUGAAAAUACCAAAGUUUUGGAAUUUGAGUCGGUCGGUUUGGGAAUUAUUUGUACAAAAAAAUUCUUGUUGAAAAACCCAACAAAAGAAGCUUUCUUCUACACGUGGACUCCCGGCCACGCCAUUAACCCUCACUUAUCUUGCUUCCACUGUCACACCCAAAACGGAGUCGUCUCCAGAGGCAAAACAGUGGAAAUGGUUUUCAGUUUCAUCCCCCAGGAGUGUGGAACUUUUGAGGAAUUUUAUUUUUUCGCAAUUCCGCUUCACAACAUUCAGGUCACUUUCCUCCUCGUAGGAUUUGCAAGAGAACCUAGAGUUUAUUUCGACCAAAAUCAUUUAGUUUUACCCCCGACUUUGGUUGGAGUCGACGUACACAAAAGUCUGUUAUUGAAAAAUGAAGAGAACGAGAAAUAUUGGUUCAAGUUUGGGAAAUUUUCGAUGCUGACGGAAGGUCUUCUUGUAGAGCCCCUAAAUGGGGUUUUGUGCCACCAGGAACAACUCCCGAUAAGGUUUUCCUUAAAGCCCAAAAAGCAAGGUUUGGUCAAUUUCGACUUUAAGAUUUUCGUGGAAAGAAUUAGAAAUCCGCUCGAGGUGAGUAUUUCGUGUCAGGUUUACAAAGUCGAAGCUUCAAUCUCUUACGUGGACCAAAACGGCAAAGAAAUGCAUCUCAGUUCGGAGAAAAUAAAUGUCAUAAACAUGGGAGCAAUGAUUCCUCACCAAAAGUACAAARUUCCAUUCACUAUAAUAAACAUCGGCAAAACGGCUUUUGAAUGGUAYUGGUCGCUACACACMCAGAAAAUUUCUGGUCUGUUCGACAUAAUUCUUGAAACAAAUGGUGAAAUUUUACCGUCUGGUGAAACACUGAAGACUGAAAUGACAAUCAUUCCUUUGAUACAAUGUAGCAUAAAACCACAUAAAAUAGUUUUGAGGAUCGCUUAUGGCCCUUCGUACUGUCUCCAAUUAAACGGAAGUGCCGGAAAGCCCCCGUUUAAAUUAUCAUUUACUGAAUAUGACUUUGGUCCCUGCUUACUGCAGAAAUCGGCAACAAAAUAUUACAAGACUGUUCUCAAAUUUUCGAAUCUUAAUAUUUGGCCCAUGACUUCUGAGAAAGGCAAACAUUCGGUUCAUUUAUCUACAAAUUUUGAAUCUGGAGAAGUUGGUUCUAGGGAGGAAAAUCUUGUCACAAUCUAUUUCCAUCCCCUCAUAUUGGGGGAUCACAAUAUUGAAUUGCCCUUCUACGUGAAUGGGAAAAAAACUCAUGUGACCAUUAUGGGCAAAGCAGUGCCUCUUAAAUUGGCUUUUGUCAAUCAAAUUGAUAAGUUUGUUGAUUUUGGUUCGGUUCUUGUUGGAAAAACUUGUACAAAAACUGUUCGAGUUCUAAACGAGAGUGAAUGUCCUGUAAAUAUUUUAUUUAAUUUUUGGGACCGACUUCCCAAAAAAGCGACAAAAGAAACACCCGAUGAAAGUCUAGAAAUACCCGAAGAAGAGAAGAAGGAACAUARAAAAGGAAAUAAAAAAGGGAGCAAAAAGGGAAGCAAAAAAGGAAGUAAAGGUAGUAAGAAAAAGAAAGGGAGUAAAUCUACAAAAAGUUCGAAGAGCAAAAAGGAAAGCGUAAAAACAAAAGCUAGCAAAAAAAGUAAAAAAUCGAAAAAAACAAAAAAGAGUAAAAGUAGCAAAAGUAGUAAAGGCAGUAAGAAAUCAAAAAAGACCAAGAAUAUUCUCCCCGAGGAAACAUUACCUGAAAAAAUCGAAAAACACGGCAUCGAUUACAUGACCGUAAAUCCUCAAAAAUACAUCAAGUUGGGUCCCCAAAAAACAACCGAAUUCACAAUUACGUUUAGUCCAAAAGAACGUGUUGAACCUUUUGUUGAAAAAAUUUAUUAUCGCACUCAGAAUUACAUCGAUGCCUUUUGUAUGGUUAAAGGGGAUGCCGUAGCCCCGGAAAUUUCAUUAGAUAGGCAACAUUUGACCUUUGGCAACGUUGUUGUUAAUUUUGAACGAAUGAUGAACGUCGUUUUGAAAAAUACGGGAGAUGUAAACUUAAAAUUCAACUGGGUGCUGGAUAAAAGAGAAGAAAAUUUCUCAAUUACUCCGACAAAAGGCUACAUUUUGGCCGGCACACACCUGAUUUUCAGUGUUUUUUUCAAACCGAAAACUGUCAAAUGUUGGAUCAAAUCGAAACUAAUUUGUCACAUUUCAAGCAUCGAUAAACAAUUAGAGUUGGCCGUUUCCGGGUCUUGUAUCAAUCUGCCRCCYCCAAAAGCGACGAUUCAGUUUGUUUGCCCRGUUCGCCAGUCGGAAAUUAAAAGUUUCGCAAUUUCAAAUCCGUACAAUUUUUAUUUUAUUUCGAGCAAAYAWYAAUUUUUAAUUACAGGACAAAUCAAGUGUGGGAAAUUCAGCCCAACAUWUCCGGUGAUGAUUGYUUCAAAACWGCCGAAAUAAUCCGGAUKCCGGCCAAAAGUGACGAUAAAUGUGAAAUUGUGUACUCUCCAAUGAGAUUGCAGGAUCACAACGCCCUACUUUCGCUCCCUAUGCCCGAUGGCUUAAUUGUGACUUACAAUCUAAAGGGAAACACAAAUCCUCCGCUUCCUGCUGGACAAAUAAGGCGUGAAAUCCUUUGUAAAGUGCCACAUGUUGAACAGCUACCUGUCAAUAAUUGGUUAUUAGUGAAACAACAGUACCAUAUUACGACGGCAUUGAUUGGUCGUAUCACUCCCAAAAAUUUGUUUUCGAUUGGAGGAAACGCCCUAAUAGACGUUCCUCCAAACAGUACACGAAUGUACGAUUGGAGUAUCACUCCAAUAAAUGAAGGAGAAUUAAAUUUGAAAGUCACUUUCACAAACAAAGCCACUAAGGAGUAUCUCUUUUACGAAAUUUUUCUAAAAGUUCUCCCCAAYAAACACUUAGAUUCGAUCGAGUUGUCGACUUGUGCCCGAAUUCCGGUCAGUAAGUUAAUAAAAUUGGAAAAUCCGGUUAAUGUUCCUGUKKUGUAUCGCAUGAYGUGUCCCAAAGACAACAUUCUUUUCGAGAAAAGUGUCACUUUGGAGCCUCAUUCUGUGUAUUAUCUGGAACUCACCUACAAACCUCUACGAGAAGAACAAACACAAACAACUUUCGAAGCCACUAGCAAAGAAUUAGGAACUUAUUCAUAUAAUUUAAUUUUGACAGUUCAUGCCCCAGUGCCCGAAUCUGCCACCAUUUUUAAGACUUGUUUGGGACAAAAAAUAACACAAAAGAUAGAAGUAGUUGCGACGAAAGGAUGUCAUUUCCAAUUUGAUAACCCUGUUUUUUCAUUGGAUAAAGUUACAGAAGACAGAAAACUUGCAAUUAAUUUCGAACCAAAUCAAAUCGGAAAGUUCCAAAGCCAAUUGCUUUUAAAAUCAAACGAAUUGGGGGACUUUAUUUAUCCUCUAAUUGGUGAAAGUUGCGCACCGAAACCUCAAGGACCCUACCUUUUAGCUUACACAAAUCCGGUUUCAAUCAUUUUCAAAAAUCCAUUUUCAGAAGAGAAAAUGUUUCAUUUUCGAGCCGAACCAAGCGAUUUUAGAGUUAAACUAAAAAGUGAAAUUAUUGAGUCUAAAAAGACACUGAAAGUUGCCGUUAAUUUGAUAACACAAAGGACACAAGAAACGCCCAAGUAUCCCAUAACGGGAAAAUUGACAAUUUACUGUAAUGAUCCAGAUAUUUCGUGGGUUUAUUACUUAAAAGAGGACAUUGAAUAAAUGGUUUGGU
Tribolium madens (black flour beetle) is the source of this 15018-nucleotide messenger RNA. Its product is annotated as hydrocephalus-inducing protein-like. Gene Ontology annotation, cellular component: axoneme. Lineage: Eukaryota; Metazoa; Arthropoda; Insecta; Coleoptera; Tenebrionidae. Gene Ontology annotation, biological process: cilium movement; axonemal central apparatus assembly. The record is from RefSeq and is a predicted model, not a curated record. The coding region runs from base 34 to 13728 and encodes 4564 amino acids. The transcript is spliced from 46 exons.